GUUCUUGAAAUUCAGUGACCAGGAAUCCGUCAGUGGCUUCAACGCCGUGCAAAACAAAAAUCAAGGUACUUGGGAGAUAUUCUGAAUGAUGUGAGUAAAGAUUGAAGCAAACAGGAGAGCGACAAUGGCCGACACAACAAGUAUGGCGCAAGACAUCAUUUUGUGUAACCUGUGUGACAAGAGAGCCGCCCUACUUCAUUGCAAUCCCUGCCAGGACAACCUCUGUGAAGAAUGCGUUGGGAAGCAUUAUAUGACCUCAUCUUCCUUCGCACAUGAAAUCGUCAAAUACAAGGACAGGAAAUUUCAGCUGAAAUUUUCAAAUUGCAGUGCUCACGAAACUGAGAAAUGCACUGUCAUUUGUCAAAACUGCGAUCUACCAGUUUGCAUAAAAUGUUUAACAGGGGUCCAUAAAGGACACAAUGCUGUUGAUUUUUGCGAAAUCAUUGAUGCAGUAAAGAACAAAAUAAAAGAAAACACUGUUAGUCUGGAAGCGAUCCUUCCUCAAUUUGAACAAGCAGACAGACAGAUCGAGUCCAAGACAGCGGAUCUAAUUUCAAGAUGCAAUGAAAUGCAAAAUUUAGCCAUAGAGCGUGGAAAAGAAUGGCGUCAAGCUAUUGAUGAUCUCGUCGAGAAAAACAAAGUCGCUAUUGAUAAAAUGAAGGAAGAUGGAAUCAAAGAUUUAAGAGAGAGUCAAGCAGAAAUUAAGGAUACAAUCCAAGUCUUAAUGCAAGACAUUGUAAAGAACAAGAAAAUCAUUCUAUCUGUUGAAGCAAAUGAAAUUAAACAAUACAAAUUGACGUCCCAGAAAUUAUACCAUAGUAUUCCGUUAGAAUUUGAUUUAAUGCUUCCAACAUUUCUUCCCUAUCAGAUAAAUUCUGAUCAACUGCAACAAGAUUUCGGAGUACUGCAUGCUCAUGUGCUUAUGCGACAUCUCAAAACAAGAACAAACUCGGUCUCAAAACCUCGGAAUCUGCUAGACAAAGUUAUAGAAAUCAAAACAUUUGUGGUUGAGAACAACUUGAGGCAGAUAGCUUGUCUAGGAACGGAGGAGGCAUGGAUAACGUAUAAAGAAAAGCCAAUCAUCCAACGAAUGAACACAAGGGGCUCUAUUCUGGAGACUGUUAUAUCUAGUUGUGUAGAUUGGAAUGGUCAUCCGAGUGACAUUUUGAUUAAAAACGGAGAACUAUUAUAUACCGAUAGAAUGAAAAGAUCUGUUAAUAUUGUCAGAGAUGGCAAAUCUACCACCUUCAUCACGGUGCAAAAAGGAUGGGAGCCGCUAGGACUCAGCGGUACAAAAGCAGGCGACUUGUUGGUCUCUGUGGGUACUUCUAACAUGGGAAGUUAUAAGAUUGUGCGCUACGAAGGACAACAGAUCAAGCAGGAGGUAGAUAAAGACGAUCGUGGGAAUUCUUUAUUUAAGGAGGGGGACAGAAUGUUCUACGUGGCAGAGAACAUCAAUGGGGAUAUAUGUGCUUGUGACGUCAACGCCAGGGCAAUUGUUGUGAUAUGCAAAACCGGGAAACUACGAUUCCGAUAUAAAGGAAUGCAAACGAUGGAGGGCAACUUUAUCCCAUGUACCAUCAUUACGGACGCCGUGGGAAACAUCCUGGUGGGUGAUAACGGGAAUAAAUGUAUCCACAUCAUUGAUAAGGACGGACAGUUUCUCCGGAGUCUGAAGGACUAUGAUAGAUUAAGUGUAGACGAUCUGGGUCGACUCUGGGUGGGGGAAUCCGGAGGAAACGAGGUGAAAGUCUUCAAAUACAUCGAGUAGUGAACAACUUUUGUUACAUGUGUUAGAACUACACUCUCAACAGCAAAGAACUAGUCCCUCUAUGCUGUAAUGUAUAUUUUGAACACAGUUAAAUGUCAAAAUAGCCGAUGAGAUAUGAAUGUAAUGGAGUUUUACGAUAUAGUGUGCAAGUAAAGAUGUUUGA
Saccostrea cuccullata (small rock oyster) is the source of this 1934-nucleotide messenger RNA. RefSeq lists its product as uncharacterized. Bases 125 to 1771 code for a protein of 548 amino acids. The transcript is spliced from 2 exons. The record is from RefSeq and is a predicted model, not a curated record. Gene Ontology annotation, molecular function: zinc ion binding. NCBI's taxonomy places the organism in Eukaryota, Metazoa, Mollusca, Bivalvia, Ostreida, Ostreidae.